Molecule: messenger RNA, 441 nt
Organism: Exophiala aquamarina CBS 119918
Lineage: Eukaryota; Fungi; Ascomycota; Eurotiomycetes; Chaetothyriales; Herpotrichiellaceae
Product: methylated-DNA-protein-cysteine methyltransferase like protein
Exons: 1
Coding region: 1-441 (146 amino acids)
Biological process (GO): DNA repair
Molecular function (GO): catalytic activity
Source: RefSeq, a predicted model, not a curated record
AUGGUACGUGAGCAAUCAGAAGAAGCGCAAUGGUGGUUCCAGGCAGUCUACAGCGCGGUACAGGAAAUUCCUCACGGAAAGGUGACAAGCUAUUCUCACAUUGCACAUCUCCUGGGAUUUCCUAGGCGUGCUCGUCAAGUGGGUGUCUGUUUAAAGCAUCUUCCGACCUACGACCCUACAGAUCCAGAGAAGUUCUUCUUUCAUGGUGAAAACGUGCCUUGGCAACGGGUGGUCAAUGCCAAAGGCGGUAUCAGCCCACGUGGAGAUGAUGGGCUUGCAGCCAGUCGGCAAGCAGACAAGUUGAGAGAAGAAGGAGUCGAAGUCAAUGAGGCCAGAGGGAUUGAAUCGCAAUCAGUUGAUUUGAGCCGAUUUGGAUGGUUUCCGAAGAGGUUGCCCAGUGAGAACGAUGAGGAUGACAGCGAUGAGUCAGAGGGCGAAUGA